This is a messenger RNA of Sclerotinia trifoliorum, 2234 nucleotides long. The record is from the annotation of a GenBank genome assembly. Lineage: Eukaryota; Fungi; Ascomycota; Leotiomycetes; Helotiales; Sclerotiniaceae.
AGAUGUAGGGGUCUGAAGUGGACUUAUCUUGCAUAUCUAUCUACAAUGACCUCCGGCGGCUAUAUAUUUCUUGGACCAGAUCAUAACCCUUACGGCCUCCUGCCACCGUUUUCUUGACAAUUUCUUGAUCUUCCUGUCGCCCGGAAUUUUUGGUCUACUAAGAGCGGGGUCGACAGCUAGAUGACCAUAGGAAAUCAAUCUGGGUAAACAAAUUUCCACGAUAGUUUAUCCACAUCAACUUCUUCGUGAUACUCCAGUUGUUCCAAUUCUUCAAAGCGUGUCUUAUAUACCUUUAGCUAGAGUUCAGUUCAGAAACAUCAAAUUAUUGGAUAGCUCAAGCCUAGCUCAAGCAUCAUGGGAAACACCAUAUCAUACAAAGUUGAGGAACAUCAGCUUGAUCUCGGUGACGGAAAGGGAUCCAUCACAGGACUUCAAUAUGAUUCGAAGGCACGGCGGUAUGCCGGCAUACCAUAUGCAUUACCUCCCGUAGGAAAUCUGCGCUGGCGAAAGCCCCAGCCACUUCCUGCCGAUUAUACCUAUGCAUCACAUGACGGUAAACCAUUCGACGCAACAAAUUUUGGACCAAUUUGUCCACAGGCCGCUUAUAUAACAGCCAAGAAAAAUGAAGGCCCUGAAGAGGCAUUUGGUGAAGAUUGCUUGAGAGUUAAUAUCUGGACACCAGUUAAAUCAACUGAUGGGAAGAAAUGGCCAGUCAUGCUAUGGCUUCAUGGAGGGUGGUUUCAAAUGGGCGACCCAUCACAUGAGGCGGUAAUGAAUCCCACCGAACUCAUAUCAACAGGGAAGUUGAACGCCAUUGUGGUAGCUAUAGGGUACAGAUUGAACCUAUUUGGCUUUCUCGCUGGUGAUGCCUUGCAAGCAGAAAACGACAAUGCCGAAGCAGGUAACUAUGGUUUGUGGGACCAAAGACUAGCUAUCGAUUGGGUUCGAGAGAACAUAGCGCAAUUUGGAGGUGAUGUAGAGAAUAUUACCCUAGCAGGGAGAAGCGCAGGCGCGUACGCCGUGCAUGCGAACGCUAUGUAUGAGUUUCAGAAUCCAGGGUUUCAAGCUACCUCUCCGUCGUUCCAUCGCAUUGUCAUGAUGUCCAACGCCAUUCCAGCACAACCGAAGACACUUGCCGAAUGCCAAGAGCAAUUUGAUGAACUUUGCCAGUUCUUUAGCAUUUCAAAAGACUCCAGUGGUGUCGAGAAACUAGCCGCACUGCGCCAAAUAGGAUCAAAAGAACUGGUAGACGCCAUUAUGAAAUUAAAGCACCACACAUUCCGCCCGGUAACGGACUCGUCAUUCAUCCAGCCCGGCAUGAUAGACUAUCAUCGCACUGGCGCAUUCGCAAAAGAAUUCAAACGCCGAAACUUCAAGAUACUCAUCGGCGAAAUGUUAAAUGAAGAAACACUAUAUGCUGCAACUAAUGGUCCUGAGGCAAACGAAGACUCUCUUCGUCUACAGGUAUCCAAUUACUACGCGCCUGCAACAACGUCUCGCGUAUUACAACACUACAAGCUUCCAACCACGGAGGAGAAGGAUGACUGGACCGCCUUAUAUGGUCAUAUCAUCUCCGAUGGCCAAGUACGUGCACCAACUCGGUUCCUGGUAAACAGCCUCCAUUCAAAUGGUGUGGGAGUUGAGAAUAUUUGGCGAUAUAAGAUUUCGUAUCGGCUAUCAUUCAUAACAGACGCCGUAGCACCAAGGAGCUUUGGUGUAGCUCACGCGAUGGAUAAGCCACUCUGGAAGUGAGUCCCCUUGAUCGAGAAGUGUAAAUAUAGGAUUUGACUAACUUUCUCUUCGCACAAAUAGUUUUUCGAUAAUGCACGGCCCAACUGAGCAAGAACUUGUGCUGAUGAAAGAUUGGAUCCGUGACUUGGUCGCAUUUGUUGGUGCUGAGGAUGAGUAUCAAUAUGGUACGAAGGAGAUUGAUGAAUUCAAAGUUGCUACGCCAGAGGCGAAGAUCGAGAUCCAGAAGGACACAAGAUGGAAGGAGCUUUUGGAACUUGCUGAUACAUUUUCUGGGUAAGAAGAAAGGCUUGUUGAAGCGAUUUAGAUACAAUCUCAAGUUUACCAACAUUCAACGGACAAGUAAAGGGUGAUGGAGAUAUAGCUGCAAAUUUUGACCCGAGAAUCAUGAAAUACUCUCUCUAAACGCGAACUUGGCUUUUCGGGACGACAGGGUUUUGUGAACUUUUUCCCUGGCAUUUCAGGUUUCGUCUUGUGAUUUAAUA